Chroicocephalus ridibundus (black-headed gull) is the source of this 3066-nucleotide messenger RNA. RefSeq names its product armadillo repeat containing 8 (gene ARMC8). The transcript is spliced from 19 exons. Bases 214 to 1950 code for a protein of 578 amino acids. Gene Ontology annotation, biological process: proteasome-mediated ubiquitin-dependent protein catabolic process. NCBI's taxonomy places the organism in Eukaryota, Metazoa, Chordata, Aves, Charadriiformes, Laridae. Gene Ontology annotation, molecular function: protein binding. The record is from RefSeq and is a predicted model, not a curated record. Gene Ontology annotation, cellular component: GID complex.
GUGUGCGCGAGCGGAGAGCGCCGCGCGUGCGCAGUGGCGGCGGGCUGGCGGAAGGCAGCGGGGCUUUCGGCGUCGGCCGAUUCGCCGGGCGCGCGGCGGCGGCGCUCCGCCAUGAGGCCCUGCCCGCCGGCGGCGGCGGCGCGCGCGCGGGCGUGAGGGAGGGAGGGAGGGAGGGCGCCGCCGCCGGAGCUGCUGCUGCUGCGUUCCGCCAAGAUGGCGUGCGUGCUGGAGGCGCCGCUCCGCAUGAGCGUCCUCUCGGAGGUAACGGCUAGUAGCCGCCACUAUGUUGAUAGAUUAUUUGACCUCGAUCCUCAGAAAGUCCUGCAAGGUGUCAUAGAUAUGAAAAAUGCUGUAAUUGGAAACAACAAACAAAAAGCCAACUUGAUUGUUUUGGGAGCAGUUCCAAGGUUGCUGUAUUUACUUCAGCAAGAAACCUCCAGCACAGAACUGAGAACGGAAUGCGCAGUGGUCCUCGGAAGCCUUGCAAUGGGUACAGAGAAUAAUGUCAAAUCCCUUCUAGACUGCCAUAUUAUCCCAGCCUUAUUGCAAGGAUUACUGUCACCAGAUUUGAAGUUUAUUGAAGCUUGCCUGCGGUGUCUCCGUACCAUUUUCAUCAGUCCUGUAACUCCAGAGGAUCUACUGUACACAGAUGCUACAGUUAUCUCCCACCUCAUGGCACUGCUCAGUAGGUCUCGAUAUACACAAGAAUACAUAUGUCAGAUCUUCUCACAUUGCUGCAAACUUCAACACUGGCAUAGCUGCGGCUUUAAAUCAUUGCCUCAGCCACUUCUGUGUGCCAAUGGUCCAGAUCACCAGACAAUCUUAUUUAACCACGGAGCUGUUCAGAAUAUCGCACAUCUGUUAGUCUCCACCUCCUACAAAGUUCGAAUGCAAGCAUUGAAAUGCUUCUCAGUUCUAGCCUUUGAAAACCCACAGGUAUCAAUGACUCUUGUAAAUGUGUCGGUUGAUGGAGAAUUGUUACCGCAAAUUUUUGUGAAGAUGUUACAAAGGGACAAGCCAAUUGAAAUGCAGCUCACAUCGGCCAAAUGCCUUACUUCCAUGUGCAGAGCGGGAGCAAUACGGACAGAUGAUUCUUGCAUUGUUCUUAAGACUCUGCCAUGUUUGGUUCGAAUGUGUAGUAAGGAAAGACUGCUGGAGGAGCGAGUGGAAGGAGCAGAAACACUGGCCUAUUUGAUUGAAACAGAUGUGGAGCUCCAGAGAAUUGCCAGCAUUACCGACCACCUCAUUGUCAUGCUUGCUGACUACUUCAAGUAUCCCAGCUCAGUGAGCGCAAUCACCGAUAUCAAGAGGCUUGACCAUGAUUUGAAGCACGCCCAUGAACUGCGCCAGGCUGCUUUCAAGCUCUAUGCUUCCUUGGGGGCAAAUGAUGAAGAUAUCCGAAAAAAGAUCAUUGAGACUGAAAAUAUGAUGGACCGUAUUGUUAAUGGCUUGUCUGAAUCUAGUAUCAAGGUGCGGUUAGCUGCAGUCAGAUGUUUGCACAGUUUGUCUCGUUCUGUACAGCAGCUCAGGACAAGUUUUCAGGAUCAUGCUGUAUGGAAACCUUUAAUGAAGGUUUUACAGAAUGCUCCAAAUGAAAUUCUCAUAGUAGCAUCUUCCACGCUAUGCAAUCUUCUUCUGGAAUUCUCUCCAAGCAAGGAGCCUAUUUUAGAAUCAGGAGCCAUAGAACUUCUAUGUAGUUUAACACAGAGCGAAAAUCUUGCCUUGCGAGUGAAUGGCAUUUGGGCUUUAAUGAAUAUGGCAUUUCAAGCAGAACAGAAGAUCAAAUCAGACAUCUUACGAGGUCUGAGUACAGAGCAGUUAUUCCAGUUGCUUUCUGAUUCUGAUGUAAAUGUUCUGAUGAAAACUUUGGGACUGCUUAGGAAUCUUCUGUCUACUCGCCCAGGAGAAAGAGAUAUUGGUGGAGGAAAAGAAAGGGGUAAUCCCCUGUGAAGAACAGAGGGAAAACAUGCAGCAAACAUUUGGCAAGCCAACAUUUUUGUGGGGGAAAAAAACCACGAAGCCUCUACCUGUGCAUUUAUCACGUAUUGUGUUUCUACCAUAAAAAGGUCACUGCAAAAAAUCUUCUGAUAUUUGUACUCGUUGAGUCUCAAUAAGCUUCAUAGAAAAUUAGUUCUGUCUUAAUGUGAAAAGAUAUUUAAUAACCAGUCAUUCAUUAAAUUCACCCUGAGCUCUUGACAGCAGAGUCUCAUUAUCACUGAAGGUGUUCUUCAUCUGAAACUAUGUCCCAGCUUCACCUACUUUCUGUAGUAUGUUUUAGAGCCAGAACCAACCAUUCUCAUUCUCUACCCAAAACUCACUCCAGAAUAACUCAUCCAGCAGCUCUUGAAUGAAGUCUUGUUAUUAGUGAUUUUAAGAAGUCCUACAAAAAUCCCUAACAUCUUAAAAAAUUGUAGCGUACCAUGUGCUAGUAAUCUCUGGUGGCUGUUUGCUGUCACUCCUGAGUUUUGAUAUCAGUUAUUCCAGUAGAUCUAAUUUCAUCUUUUUCCGUUACUCCUAAUUAUCAAUUUUAUUCUAGUAUAGGUGUUUAUAGUCUGUGAUCAAAUGACCUUUUACCUGUAAGUCUCUUAAGUUGAGGCAGUUUUCGUAGACAAUAAGUAAUGUAUGUGGCUUAUUUCUCUGAACCCUCUCAGACUUUUGAAAUGUGGAUAUGGGACCUGGUCAUAGCGUUCCAGUAAGAGCAGCAAAUACCAGAUAAGGAACUUCAGUUUUCUUCCCUCUCUCUGAUAUCCCCAUUAUCAGAAGAGAAGUGGUUCUUUCGAACUGCAGCAUCAGACUUAGAGCUUGGGUCCAGCAGGAUUCAGUCUUCAGACUGGCUUCCAUGUGACUGGGAAACCAGUGUCUCUUCUACGGGUUACAGUGAAGUCAGAACUAAGGCCCAUAUCAUGCUCUCUCAAACAAGACCAGGCUUCAAAUGAAGAGGAAUAUUAUGAAGUGUUUCUGCUGUGAUAAGGUCUUGGUUUUGGGAGACCUCACUAGGAGCUAGGGGUUGCUACUCUGUACUUAGAGUAAUUCAAAUAGGAAUGCCGCCUUCUUCUGGAAAGUUAC